Molecule: messenger RNA, 201 nt
Organism: Metarhizium album ARSEF 1941
Lineage: Eukaryota; Fungi; Ascomycota; Sordariomycetes; Hypocreales; Clavicipitaceae
Exons: 1
Coding region: 1-201 (66 amino acids)
Source: RefSeq, a predicted model, not a curated record
AUGGUCAAGCAGAACAAGCAGGCCGACUACCGGAUGACCAAGAUGAUCAGCAACAACACCGAGAUGAACGAGACCAACAAGCAGAUGGGGUCAACGGACCCUUGGCUGAACGAGGACUUGAAGACCAAGGCGAUGCCGAGGCCGACAAAGGCCGUCUCCCUCCAGUGGUCCGUGGCCUGGAUGUUCACAUUCAAGUGGUGA